GUCGGUUCAUAGUAACAGGUUAAAUGGUUCAUUGUGGUGCGAAGUGAGGAUCGUUUGUGUAUUUGUCAAUAAUAUAUUAUUUUGUGAAACUACAAUAUGGAACAUAUUAAAACAUCGCAGAUACUUAUUCAGAUUGGACUGCUGCUGUGCAGUAUAUCGGAUGGCUUUAUAUUUGGCCAGAUGUCUGGUAUGGUCGAUGCACUGCUGGGAGAUGAUCACAGCAUUGACAUGACUCCAGAUGAAGUGUCGUUAAUGGCGGCCCUAAUUAAUCUCACAUGUUUAGGUGGCCUAUUCAUUGUGGGAAUCAUCACCGAAAAAUUUGGAAGACGUCGAACUAUCACAUUUCUUUCUAUGCCGCUUGUUAUAUGUUGGAUUGUAGUUUACUACGCAAGGAGCAAACUAGUUAUUAUAGCAACAAGAGUUAUAGUUGGUAUAUCUUUUGGUGGCAUAUUAAGUUUAUGCUUUAUAUGUGUAGGGGAGUAUGCACCAUCAAACAUUAGGCCACUAGCCUUAAAUUUAUCUCUUGGAGUGGGAGGUCAAAUUGGAUCUACUCUUGGGCAUGUAUUGAGUAUAUUUCUGAAUUGGAGGACAGUGGCCUUAAUCGGGUUAGUUCCAACAAUACUGUCCUGCAUAGUGACAGCGUUUUGGGUUGAAAGUCCAUCGUGGCUUGCAUCAAAAGGACGUUAUAAGGAAUGCCAAGAAGCGUAUAGAUCACUGCAUGUGAUGAAUCAAGAGGAUGAAACAGAAUUAGAGAAUCUAAUUGCUCUUGAAAAGUUAAAAAGUGCUGCGGUAAAGGAAAACAAUAGCCCUAAGCCAAUGAAGAGACUCAUAUGGGCUUGUAAGCAACUGUAUUUGUGGAAGAUAAUAUUUAUGACCAUUGUCACUCAUGUGUAUAGGGUUGCAGCUGGUCGCAUGCUAUUUUGCACAAUGGCGUUAACAAUAUUUAAAGACUUGACGGGCUACGCCAAUUUAUGGAUGGUGACUUCGCUUAUCGACGGAUUUGGGAUUAUCGGCGCCGCCAUGUCUUGUGUUUUUAUAAGACUGUUCAAAUUAAAGAGUUUGUUAUUUAUAAUGGGGUCGCUCGCUAAUGUUGUCCUUAUAACUUUAAGUAUUAUAUUGUAUUUUUAUCCAAAUGUCGACAGCAAUAUCACUUGGGUUAAGGCGAUUUUGUUAGCAAUAUAUCUCAUUGUUAUCAAUGCAGGGUCUUAUCCGGCCAUAGAUACGUUGUAUGCAGAAAUAUUUCCCUUGGAAGCCAAAGCAUUUUGCUUAUUUGUAGUGGGUUUAGUAAGUUGCGUACUUCAAUUUCUGGCAAUUCAGUUUGCGCAGAAUAUGAUUCACAGUAUCGGGUAUUCUGCAGUAUUUUUAAUCAAAGCUCUUGUCAGUUUUAUAGCUUUGGUAUAUUUAUACAAAUUUCUGCCGGAAACAAAAGGCAAAACAUUGCAAGAAAUUGAACUGAUUCUUAAAAACGGUUCUAAAAUUGAUGGUAAUGAUCUACGUAACGAUGUUCAAGUAUCGGAUUGUAUGUUACAAAAAGAGGAAACCUUCAACACAAAAGUUGCCUGAUGAAUUACAAUAAGUGAAAUACCUAGGAGAAGUGAAGAAAGGGAGUAUACCUACCUAUGUACCAAAUUAUUAUCACAGUACAAAUGGAAACAAAAUUAUAAUUAUUUGUUUUAUGAUGAACAAGAGAUAAGGCGCUGUUUUUCAAUUAGUUUUGUGUUCUGUCUACAUCGGAAUGUGAUUCAAGUUUCAGUAAAAAAGUAUAAUUUGUAUCAACUAGAUACCUAUUGUAAUACUUAUGUUUAAUAAAUUUAUGAGAUCAUUUUUUUUAAAUUCAA
Messenger RNA from Leptidea sinapis, 1838 nucleotides. RefSeq names its product probable metabolite transport protein CsbC. The transcript is spliced from 3 exons. Gene Ontology annotation, molecular function: transmembrane transporter activity. The record is from RefSeq and is a predicted model, not a curated record. Gene Ontology annotation, biological process: transmembrane transport. Gene Ontology annotation, cellular component: membrane. NCBI's taxonomy places the organism in Eukaryota, Metazoa, Arthropoda, Insecta, Lepidoptera, Pieridae. The coding region runs from base 97 to 1563 and encodes 488 amino acids.